AACGUGUAUGCAGCGUACGUUGAGUUUACGUCAAUUGUCAAUGUCAACUUACGUUACAUGAAAGUAAAAUUAUCCCCGACCACCAUUUUAUCAUUUGCAAAAUAUUAUUCCUCGACUAGUAAUUUUAUUGUAUCUAUUUGAAACUGUCAUUUCAGGUGACAUAUCGGAAGUAGCGAGGCUACGCCCAAAUUUCUGUUGCGAAUUGUUUAAUUUGCCUUCAACAUAGGCCUAUCAGACACCGCCGUUAUGGACAUGAUGGUAUCGACAUUGCAACAACAGCGAGCUGUGACCGAGCAGCUGCGGAGAGAGGCAGCUAUAAAGCGCAUUCCCGUGUCGUCAGCAGUGGCUGACAUCGUGCGGUACAUCAAUGAGCACGAACAGGAGGACUGUCUGCUCGUCGGCUUCUCCAGUCAAAAAGUUAACCCUUUCCGCGAAAAAAGCUCUUGCACUGUACUUUAAGAAAGAAUUUUACGUGUAACUUGCUGUAAUGUAAAUGUGUUAAUUAUCUCAUCAAAGCUAACUUGUUGACACAUUUCGACUAUUUAUUUAAGUUCAAAUGGUACAUGUUAACUAUGUUUCUAAUCCCUCGUAAAUCAGAUAUCAUGCUUGCAAAACGAUUUUGUACUUCGAAUAAUAUCAAAUCACUGUCUGUUAUGGUCAUUAAUAUAUUUUAAAAAUUA
This is a messenger RNA of Leguminivora glycinivorella, 680 nucleotides long. It is a transcript of the gene Ggamma1, whose product is annotated as guanine nucleotide-binding protein subunit gamma-1-like. Bases 247 to 459 code for a protein of 70 amino acids. The record is from RefSeq and is a predicted model, not a curated record. Gene Ontology annotation, cellular component: heterotrimeric G-protein complex. The transcript is spliced from 2 exons. Gene Ontology annotation, molecular function: G-protein beta-subunit binding. Gene Ontology annotation, biological process: G protein-coupled receptor signaling pathway. Lineage: Eukaryota; Metazoa; Arthropoda; Insecta; Lepidoptera; Tortricidae.